AUGGGGAAGAUGUUGGGAGGAGAGGAGGAGAAGGACCCAGACGCCGCCAAGAAGGAGGAGGAGCGGCAGGAGGCGCUGAGGCAGCAGGAGGAGGAGCGGAAGGCCAAGUACGCUCGCAUGGAGGCGGAGAGGGAGAACCUGCGCCAAGGCAUCCGCGACAAGUACGGCAUCAAGAAGAAGGAGGAGAAGGAGGCGGAGGCGGCGGCGGCCAUGGAGCAGGCCUCCGAGGGCAGCCUGACACGCCCCAAGAAGGCGGUGCCAGCCGGGUGUGGAGACGAAGAGGAGGAAGAGGAGAGCAUCGUGGACACCGUCAUGAAGUUCAUCCCCACUCCCCUCAUGGACAUGUUCAGUAAAAAGUAA
Knipowitschia caucasica is the source of this 360-nucleotide messenger RNA. NCBI's taxonomy places the organism in Eukaryota, Metazoa, Chordata, Actinopteri, Gobiiformes, Gobiidae. The record is from the annotation of a GenBank genome assembly.